Mobula hypostoma (lesser devil ray) is the source of this 2939-nucleotide messenger RNA. RefSeq names its product ABR activator of RhoGEF and GTPase (gene abr). Gene Ontology annotation, cellular component: membrane. Gene Ontology annotation, molecular function: GTPase activator activity; guanyl-nucleotide exchange factor activity; protein serine/threonine kinase activity. Lineage: Eukaryota; Metazoa; Chordata; Chondrichthyes; Myliobatiformes; Myliobatidae. Gene Ontology annotation, biological process: positive regulation of GTPase activity; protein phosphorylation; intracellular signal transduction. The record is from RefSeq and is a predicted model, not a curated record. The transcript is spliced from 19 exons. The coding region runs from base 66 to 2939 and encodes 957 amino acids.
GGAAGGCACCUGUUGAACUCGGGCUCCGGCUCCGGCUCCGGCUCCGAGGCCAGGCUGCGGCUGCGAUGUGGAACCCAGCCGAGUUUGAGGAGCACUGGCGUCGGGAGUUCCCGGGCAGCGAAGUACCGCAGAUGAAACUAAACUCGGUAGCCGAACUGGAGGCCGAGUUGGAGCGGUGCCGAGAGCGGCUGCGGGUCGGCCAGGAGCGCUUGGCCCGGGAGAAGUUCAAAGUGAUUUACCUGGAGACAGCGCUGGGCCGUGAGCCCCAGAGUGGGUCGCUCCGGGCCCAGAGCAAGUCAGAGCGGCGCCAAGACGAAUGUAGCGUCGGACUCCGGGGAGCGCAACAAAGUAUCGUUUCGGAGCAACAAAGUAACAACUCGGAGAAACAAAGUAUUGGCCCGGGAGAGGAAGCCAAGAGUCCAGACGAAAAAGCAACGAAUCCGGACCAGGCAGCCGAGAGUCCGGAUGAAGAAACGAGUCCGAGCCAGGGAACCGAGACUCCGGGAGAAGGACCAGGCACCUCCGAUAAGGGACCAGACACACUGGACAGUCCGCAACAGGGAUCAGACACCCAUGACCAAAAAGUAGACAGCCCGGGACAACCAGACGCCUCGGGUCAUGAAUCCGACGCCCCAUGCCUGGAGCAGGCGCCGGAUGAGGACAAUGAGGACGAAGGGGAGACGGAGACGCAGCAGCGAGACCGGGAAUCGUUGUCACCCGGCCUCGCACGGCACCUGAUCUUCCCCAAGUUCAGGAUGAUACCGAAGAAGCGAGUUAAGGACGGCGGCGAUUCACCGGGACAGCGGCGGCGCCAACUUCUGUCAGUAUUGCCCAGGUGGCACAGGGAGGCUUCGCCGAGCGAAGGAAGCGACCGCGAGUACAGCUCGGACCGGGAUUCGACAGAUUUCAGCUUUGCCGAGGGUUUUGACGGUGAGUCCGGAGAGGAGACGCGGCCUGGGGACGAGAUAUCGGACACGCUGCCCUUUAUCGAUGAAUCGCCCGCCGUAUCACCACAGCUGAGCACGGGGCCUGCGCUGCUCACCACCCCUCAGGGUCCUGCAGCCGGGGGUGUGUCGGGGCCGGAGAAGCGACUGGAGAUGAGGAGUUUGGUUCUGUCGGGCAUCCUGGCCAGUGAAGAGCUCUAUCUCAACCAGCUGGAGGCCCUGCUACUGCCACUGAAGCCGCUGAAGGCAGCGGCCACCACGUCACAACCUGUCCUGACCCACCAGCAGAUCGACACCAUUUUCUAUAGGGUCACCGAGAUCCACCAGGUCCACCAACAAUUCACCGACGGACUGAGAGCUCACAUCCAGCACUGCGAUGCCCACCCCACCGUGGGACACCUCUUCCACACACUGGCGGAGAGUCUGGGUGUGUACAAGGAGUUUGUCGACAAUUACAAGUUGGCCAUCGAGAUGGUGGAGCACUGCAGUUCAGCCAACAACAACUUCAGGAAGAUCUCUGAGGACAUCAAGGUCAAAAGCUGCAAAGAUUCGAAGGAAACCUCCACCUCCGUCACACUGGAAGCCCUUCUCUACAAGCCCAUUGACCGUGUCACCCGAAGUACGCUGGUGUUGCACGACCUUCUGAAACACACCCCAGCUGAUCACCCUGACUACCCGCUGCUGGAGGAUGCUCUUCGCAUCUCCCACAAUCUCCUGUCCAGCAUCAACCAGGAAAUCGCAGAGCGACCCACACCAGUUGGACUGGCCAAGGGCGAGAGCCGGCAGCUGGUGAAGGACGGGUUCCUGGUCGAGGUGUCGGAGGGGGUGAGGAAGCUGAGACAUCUCUUCCUCUUCACUGACCUGCUGCUGUGCGCCAAGCUGAAGAAACCCACCGCCGUGAAGGUGCCACAGUAUGAGUGUAAAUGGUACGUGCCGCUGUGGGAGCUGGUGCUGGUGUCAGCCGAGGACCGCGAGACGGGACCCCAGCUCCCACCCAUCCCAGACCGCGAGCUCGACGAGGCCAAGGUGAAGAUCUCCCACGCCAGGAACGAGAUCCAGCGAGAGAAGAAACUGCCGAAGGCACAGAACCGAGCGGUGGAGCGUCUGAGGAGGAAGGUGUUUGAGUUAGAGUCCUGGCUGCUGAUGCAUUCACCCAACAUCCCCUUCCGCAUCCACAACAAGAACGGCAAGAGCUUCCAGUUCCUGCUGUCGUCCGACUAUGAGCGCUGUGAGUGGAGAGAGGCCAUUGAGAAGCUGCAGAGGAAAGAUCUGCAGGGUUUUGUGCUGAGUUCUCUGGAACUGCAGAUGCUGAUGGGUUCGUGUGUGAAGCUGAGAACCGUCCACAGCCUUCCUGUCACCAGCCACAAGGAGGGUGAUGAACCCACGGGCCUGUACGGGUUUCUUCAUGUCAUCGUUCGAUCCGCAAAAGGAUUCAAGAGCUCAGCCAGUCUGUAUUGCACUCUGGAAGUUGAUUCCUUUGGCUACUUUGUUAGUAAAGCGAAGACGAGGGUAUUCCGGGACACGACCGAGCCUCAAUGGAAUGAGGAGUUUGAGAUCGAGCUGGAAGGUUCACAGUGGCUCCGCGUUCUCUGUUACGAGAAAUCCCUCGACAAACUGAAGCUCAACAAGGGUGACAAUGAAAUUGUCGACACCAUCAUGGGUAAAGGGCAGGUGCAGUUGGACGCCACAUUGGCCCAGAGUCGCAACUGGCAGCCGGCAACCCUGGAGAUGAAUGGGGUGGAGGUGCUGCUUUCGCUCAAGUUCAGCAGCCGGGACCUGAGUCUCCGGCGAACCCCGUCGCGCCGGCAACACGGAGUUUUCGGUGUCAAGAUCGGCAUCGUCACCAAGAGAGAGCGCUCUAAGGUUCCGUAUGUCGUGCGUCAGUGUGUGGAGGAGGUAGAGAAACGCGGCAUUGACGAGGUUGGAAUUUACCGCAUCUCUGGUGUGGCCACGGACAUCCAGUCCCUCCGGGCGGCCUUCGACACCAGUGAGUGA